AUGGCGGCUUUUAUUAUAUCGGUGUUUCUCGCUACUCUUUCCAGCUGUUUGGCUGCAAAUAUUGUCAUGAUUCCCAUGUUUGGGAGAAGCCAUUACAUGUUUGUCUCCCGUCUUGGACAGGAACUGGCGGAGAGAGGUCAUCAGGUAUGCAAAUUUGAAAUGAGACUUCGAACAUUCUAAGUCAGCUUCUUGCACUGAACAACGUUAAGGCAGCUGAAUGAUAUCUAUCGUGUUCAGGCGAGGAGCAUAUUUCAUAAAGAAAAGCAGAAUAUGAUAUGAAUAAAACGAUUUCAUGGACUGCUUUCAUAUCAUUUGCUGACACAGUGACCUCCUCACCAACCUCGCUAUGUAAAAUGAUGAACUACAGUCCUUGUGAGCUUUUCGCUCGCACAAAUGGGAAAAAGAGACCCGCAUAGAAACAUUUCAUGUACAAAGCAUUAUUGGAAUGAAUUUAUUCUUUAACUUUUCAGUUUGUAGCUAUCUUCUAGUCUGGGCCACAAGGCUGAUUAAAUUUUGUACACUUUACUAUGGUUUGAUUAGACACCAAACGUCCCAUCAAUAAUCUUUACACCUUCUAUUUUUUUUAACUAAUCCUAGGCAAAUAUUGUACCUACCGUAAAUUUACUCAGACUAAAUAAGUACUGCUGUGACGAACUCUGAGCCGACUAAUUUUUCACUGGACUAUUGGUAAUUUAGGAAAUGCAAUGCUAAUGUAGAGGUAUUGUUUAUUUUGUAAAGAGAUUGUCCAACGCGCUGAAAGAAGGAAGAUUCACUCGCUAAGGGAAUAUGCGCAACGCAAAACAUUUGUACGGCCUGCAAGUUGCUAUUAAGUUCAGCAUCAAAUCUUCUGCACUAACCUCAAUGAUUAAAUUUCCUUUCUUUGCUAACUCAUUCGGUCAAUCAUGAAAACAAUCAUAUACUGCUGAAUCAGACGGAAAGAAUAUAGCCUAGACCCUCUUGAUCAAUAUCCGGAAGGAUUACAUUUUAACUUCAUCUGAGACUUAAUUACCUUUUUCCGAAGCACACCAUUACGUCCACUGGGGGUUCAUUAAUUCCCAUAACUUCUCAGCCGGGUGUGUUUUGGAGAGAGAAAGACUAUUACAAACUUAUAAGAGAGGCACAGUAGGAGUGAUUGUUUUUGUUCUGAACUCUCGCACUUCUUUGGUUGAAAAAACUUCAAUAUUUUAUAACCAACAAAGGUAGGCUUUCAGAUACAGGUAUAUUUUGAAACAAAACAAACAGCCUACACUAAAUCUAGAAACCAUCAAAUGUAUUACGAAUUCUACGUCAUAUCCCUUAUGUCCAUUGUUCCUUUCUCCUUUGUUUUUAUUUCAGCUUUCUGGUUUUUUUAGGGGUGCGCGAGAGAAGGGGGGCUUAUUCUUACAGGGAAAGGGGGUUAAGUAUUGCCCGAUAAGGCCUAAAAAUACUUGUAAACGUUUCCACAGGUAAAGAUAUAUGUGGGAGCGACACAAAUGUAUGCCGUAAAUGAUUCACUUUUACGAGUCUUCAACGAUAACAAUUUUGCUCCAGCGUUCCGGUCAGCAUCAAAGAGUUCUCAAACCUUCAAAUCGCUAAGCCCAAGACAAACAUGGCAAAGGCUCCUAAUGUUCCAUUCUGUUUAUUGUGAUGACCUUCUCAGUAAUACAGAUGUCGUGGAAGAGAUAUCUCACGCUGAUAUCAUUGUUGGUGAAUUUAUUUACCUCUGCUCGUCUUUGGUCGCGGAUAAAUUCUCACUUCCACUUGUUCUAAUAUCAGCUGCCACAUUAGAUACUCCCACAGCAUUCGCCUUCGGCUUACCUGCCCCUCCUUCCUACAUACCACAGUGUGGAGUUUCUCUUUCAGACAAGCUAACAUUUACAGAAAGAGCAUGGAGUCUUUUACAAUGGAUUAUUCUAUAUGGAUCUUACAUUUACGAUAUGUGUCCGCCUUAUGAGAAGAUCAAGGUAAAGUACGCCAUUACACCCAGCAAGAGCAUACAAGAAACACUUGGCAGAGUUGACUUGAUAAUCGGUCAGAUGGAUUUCUUUAUAGAGCAUCCAAGGCCUCUUUAUCCGAGUAGGUACCAACACUGUUUAAAAUGGGCAUCUUUGAUUUUUUUGAAAUUCCUAUACUACGGUCACUUUAAAUCUCUAGACUACGUGCUUUUCGAAGAAGGCUGCUGUUACUUGAAUAUUUCUACUAAAUGCUUUUAUACCUGCAAAUCAAGGUUUCAAUGAAUUUGAGUAACAAAAAAAAUGAAAGUUCACGUCACGGAGUUUUUUCCUUUUAGGUGCUGGCCCUUACUUACUUAACUUCAUUGAUCAGAUGAUCGAGGAAUAAGCAUUUAAGAACUUUAAUGCUCCAUUUUGAGGCUUGGAUAAAUUUACAUGUUUUACCGCUAUUUAUUUCCUUGCUUGGAUCGCAUACUAAGACAGUGUGAACAAUUCUAGAUUUUCUAGAGCCAUGUUACGUGAGCCUACUGAAGAAAAUAAUCCAGCAAAUAGGAUGAGAUUCUGGGCUUCGAGGGGACAAACAGGAUUUAUAACCAAUCGUGUAAAAUGUAUAUCGUGAGAUCUUCAUUUCAUUCUAGAUACACGUGUUGUGGGUCCAUUCCUUGCUAGUCCAGCUAAAUCUCUUCCAGACGAGAUAGAUCAGUACUUUCAGAAGGUUGGGGACGAGGGCGUGAUCUUGGUGUCGUUUGGUACAGUGGUUGGAGCGCUGAGUGAUUCAUCACUGAAAAUUAUGGCUGAAACUUUCUCCAAACUACCACAGAAGAUUAUAUGGAAACUUAAGCCCAAUGGUAUGUCUGUCUGAAAAAAUAAAUCAUGUAUGAGAUUUAACAAAGCAAUGUCGAUAGGAAGGAAUUUCUUUGGACUAAACUUCUUGUGGGCAAAAUCGUGCACACCGUCAAUCAAAACUGAAAUGAUUCCACCAUACUGGGCUAUAUAAGAGUUUCGUGGAAAACAAGGCGCUGCACAUGUACCAUGUAGGAAGAACCCACAACUUUAUAUCAAUUAACCCUUUCACUCCCAAGAUCUCAUUAGUAAUUCUCCUUACUGUCUGCCAUUCGCUUCUUAUGAUGUUAGUUCCUGGAAUCUGGUAUUGAAUCAACUAAUAUUUUCCCCUAAGUAAUAUUUUUCUUUAUUCUCAUCACUUGUCUGUUUGAUAUUAUAUUUAUUUAGUAAGGAGAAAUUCUGUCUUGGUCGCCUAUGGGAGUAAAAGGGUUAAUAGAGAAUUUAAAUGAAAGAAACAUCAUAUAUCUGUAGUGCUGACAGUUCAAAGGGCGAUUGACUUCUUGAAGUAUUCUUUAAAAAACAAGACAGACGUACAAUGUAAAAGAAUUAUAACAAGAGAAUAAUCUUCUGCUUAUAACUAUCGUAUUGGUGCUACAACCGCACUUAGCUUCUGAUUGAAGUUACUUCCCACAAACAAUACUGACGAAGAACGUGACGAUCAAACGAAGAUAAUAUGACAGAGUACCUAGUGAAGAUGACAGUAUUUGCGUGUACAUUUUUCGCAUAACUCUUAGAUAACGUCGCAAGUCAUUAUCUUCUCUCUCAAAUUUGCAGACAUUUCAAAAAUCACCGUCAGCGACAACAUCAAACUGUUGCCAUGGCUUCCCCAGAAUGACAUUCUUGGCCACCCUAAGACACGGCUAUUUAUCGCACACGCAGGAAUCAAUGGAAUGCUAGAAUCAACCUACCAUGGUGUUCCUAUGAUAUGUUCACCUUUCUUCGGAGAUCAACCACACAACGCCCAGGCUGCAAAGCGGGCUGGGUUUGCUGAGGUGGUGGACCUUGAAGCCACAUCAACAGAGGAGUUUGUUAAUUUGAUACAGAAGGUUUUAACAGAUCCAAGGUUAGUAUCACAGAACUCAAAUACUUUUUCAUCAGUUCUUGGAAACAUUCCUUCAAACUUUUACCGAUAGUAACAGUGGCAAUCUUAUUCCUUUAGCUACCGAGAAAAAGCAAAGCGAAUAUCAAAAUCUGUUCAACUGUUGCCACGUUCACCCGUCAAGGAAGCUGCUGAUUGGGUGGAAUAUACACAGGCUCAAGGUGAUUUACAGUACCUAAGACCACGUGGGGUGGAUCUGCCGCUUUAUAAGCUCUUCCUUCUUGAUGUUUUGGCCGUUGUACUCUUAGUUUCAGUUGUUGUUUUAUUUGUCAUCAUUAUCAUGUUUACAUCUGUAAUACGGUGUUUAUUAGGGUCCUCAAGGAAAGAGAAGGUUAAUUGAAACAAGAUCGAGUUAAGAAUCGUUCGUUAUCCUUACUGGUAAACUACUUCUGAAGUAUGGUGACAGUUUGUAGCCUCUUCCGAACUCUUCUCUUGAAUAAUUGAGACCGAGUUUCUUACUUGAGGUACGUUGAUUUUGCAUCCAACUCUUAAUUAUCUUUCCACCAUUGACAAUUACGAGCAUAUUUAAAGAAGUUUACGAGGUUUCGAAAAGAUCUGAUUCAACAGUUCAGAACGAAUUCUUUGCCAUCGCUCACGCCAUUUUGAUGUAAACUGUGUUGAAAUAAGUAUUGUCACUGCAUUGAGUAAAGGUUAAAAAGCGUUCACUAAUUUGUUACAUUUUAUGGUGAGCCCGCGCUGUCGAUUGUCAAAACUUGUGAUAACUGUGGAUGAAACACUUACUAUAAGAAGAAUCUCGGGCAAUUAUCUGCACGCGUAUCCAAAAGAAUACUUCUUUCGUUGAAUUAUAUCAAUUUUAUUUGGAUACCUCAUUCAUCAUAAUUUCAUUUUUUGAUUCCUAACUCCAAAGCUUUAUUUACAUGGUCUCGGGUUCCCAAAACAACCCUCCCCUUCAAGACAACUUUAAGCGGCGUUCAUUUGGAAGUUGUGAGUGGUAACAGUUGUAGCCUCGCUAUUCUCUCUGGUGACAGCUGGGCAGGUUAUAUAUCAAAUAAAAUUUGAGCCGCCUCGUCUCGGGCAGGCGAGCCGAAGUGUUUAGAUGGGAAAAGGAUGACCCGAGGCGGGACAACUCGCCAUCCCGAGCUGUCUCGCCCCAGAGACGAGUUCACC
Pocillopora meandrina is the source of this 5001-nucleotide messenger RNA. The record is from the annotation of a GenBank genome assembly. NCBI's taxonomy places the organism in Eukaryota, Metazoa, Cnidaria, Anthozoa, Scleractinia, Pocilloporidae.